This is a messenger RNA of Naegleria lovaniensis, 522 nucleotides long. RefSeq lists its product as uncharacterized. Lineage: Eukaryota; Heterolobosea; Eutetramitea; Acrasida; Naegleriidae. The record is from RefSeq and is a predicted model, not a curated record. The coding region runs from base 1 to 522 and encodes 173 amino acids. The transcript has a single exon.
AUGGCGCAAUUCGGAGCCUUUUAUGUGAACACAAAUUGUAAAAUUCCGAAGGAGGUGGUUUUAGCAUAUCCUAUCGAUGCCUGCUCACCUCUUCAAAAUCAUUCCACCUAUGUAGAUGAGUCAAAUAGUGAGAAUCAUUACAAAGACAAACUUGUGCUUGUAACCAGAGGACAAUGUGCAUUUAUUCAAAAAGCUCUUUAUGUUGAGCAAGCAGGAGCAGCUGGAAUGAUUGUUGUUAACAGUGAGAAUGGAGAAAUGCAUUUGAUGAGUGAUGAUGGAACCGAUGCAGGCAAUUUAAUAAGAAUUCCAUGUGUUUUAAUUCCAUACGAUCGAGGUCAACAAAUAAUGUAUUACAUGGAAUUAAGAAACCAGGAAAUAGAACGAGAGAAACAAAGAGAGGUGAAAAUGCAGAACGUUCCAACAAGCCCAAACAUGGAUAAUUUAUUCUCAUCCAUAUGGAUCAGACCUAAAGUGACUGCUGCAUUGGGAUACUGCUCUACCUUGGAUUUCCACUUCUUUUAG